Candidozyma haemuli is the source of this 741-nucleotide messenger RNA. It is a transcript of the gene MET16, whose product is annotated as phosphoadenylyl-sulfate reductase (thioredoxin). The record is from RefSeq and is a predicted model, not a curated record. Bases 1 to 741 code for a protein of 246 amino acids. Lineage: Eukaryota; Fungi; Ascomycota; Pichiomycetes; Serinales; Metschnikowiaceae. Gene Ontology annotation, molecular function: phosphoadenylyl-sulfate reductase (thioredoxin) activity. Gene Ontology annotation, cellular component: cytoplasm. The transcript has a single exon.
AUGAUCUCGCUUUCCCAGGAACAUAUAGACCAUUUGAACCAGACCUUGGUCCAUCUCUCGCCCCAGGAGGUGCUCCAGUGGGCCGCCGUCACCUUCCCUAACUUAUACCAAACCACAGCGUUUGGCCUUACUGGCUUAGUAAUCCUUGAUAUGAUCUCCAAGACGAAACCAGUGGAUCUUAUCUUUAUUGACACCUUGCAUCAUUUCCCACAAACCUACGAGCUUGUGGAGAAGGUCCAGAAAAAGUACCUGCCCAAGCUUCAUAUCUACAAACCACUGGAAGUGGGAAACGAAGAAGAGUUUGCCAAAAAGCAUGGAGACUCGCUCUGGGAGUCCAACGACGAUUUGUACGAUUUCUUGGUCAAGGUGGAGCCUUCCCAGAGAGCAUACAGAGAGUUGGGGGUGAAUGCAGUGCUUACUGGACGUAGAAAGUCCCAGGGCGGCUCCAGAGCAACGUUACCAGUGAUUGAGGUGGAGCAGCUGAGCGGAAUCAUUAAGAUUAAUCCAUUGUGGAACUGGGAUUUUGCCCAGGUGAAGGCGUACAUCACGGAAAAUGCCGUUCCAUAUAACGAGUUGCUCGAUUUGGGGUACAAGUCCAUUGGCGACUGGCACCUGACGGUGGCUGUGGCUGAUGGAGAGGACGAGAGGUCGGGCAGAUGGAAGGGCAAGACCAAGACCGAGUGUGGAAUCCAUGAAACGUCCCGUUUUGCUCAAUAUCUUGCCAGCUCGGGCUCUGCCUAG